Molecule: messenger RNA, 2591 nt
Organism: Neofelis nebulosa (Clouded leopard)
Lineage: Eukaryota; Metazoa; Chordata; Mammalia; Carnivora; Felidae
Gene: CFI
Product: complement factor I
Exons: 16
Coding region: 583-2406 (607 amino acids)
Biological process (GO): proteolysis
Cellular component (GO): membrane
Molecular function (GO): protein binding; serine-type endopeptidase activity
Source: RefSeq, a predicted model, not a curated record
UCCAUCCUUUUGUGCUGACUAGUCCGUCCUUUUGUGCUGUGGUUUCACUAGUUAAAGGAAGAAAAGAUGCGUAUGUGUACUUUCCUUUUAAAAUGUUUUUUCUUUAAAAACAUUUUUAUGUGAUAAAAAGCCAAACCGUUAUUUCUAUCUUUUGCACCAAAUAGUUUAUUCGAUUUGUCAAGUACGUUUUUUGUUUUUUGUCAAGUACGUUUUGAGCACCGACAGGCUGUACGCCAUCAAUACUACAGGCCCCUCUUUCUUUAAGCCUUGAUAUCUAAUUUCAGCUUCUGGUGAAAUUAACAAAGAAAGCUAGUGACCUCCUUUUUGUUAAAUUUGGUUGGUGUCUUUUACACCCGAAUCUUUGGAGACCUUACUUUGGUAUAGGACACAGUCGACUGCCUGCCUCUUUGAAAGGGUGGAGAUUGGUACCUACUUCAGAGCACUAUUUUGAUUCGGAAAGAACUUUGCAAACUUCACUAUGGAAAUACUAGGUCUUAUCUCCCAUCUUCUGUCAUAAUAAAGUCUGAAGAUAUCUGGAUCAUUUGGACUUCCUUUAAAACAUCACAUUGUUCCACUACAUUGAUGGCAUUACCUUGGUCAGAUCAGGAUACAGAUGAAAAUCAAGAACAAUGGACAAAGAAACCACAGCUUCCUUCGACAUCAUACAUACCUCAAAAGGAUCUGCUAGACAACAAGUGCCUAACUGAAAAAUACACACAUCUCUCCUGCAAUAAAGUCUUCUGUCAACCAUGGCAGAAAUGCAUCGAUGGGACCUGUAUCUGUAAACUCCCUUAUCAGUGCCCAAAGAAUGGUAGCAGAGUGUGUUCAACUAAUGGGAAAAGCUACCUAACUUACUGUCAGCAGAAGAGUUUUGAAUGUCUUCAGCCAAGGGCAAAAUUUUUAAAUAAUGGAACAUGCAUAGCUGAAGGAGAAUUUAGUGUUUCCUUAAAGUAUGGAACUACCACUUCUGAGGGAAUUGUUGAAGUAAAACUUGUAGACCAAGAUAAGAAAAUGUUCAUAUGUAAAAAAGCCUGGAGCAUAGUGGAGGCUAAUGUGGCCUGUCUUGAACUUGGAUUUCAACAAGGUGCUUUUGAGGUUCAAAAAAGUUUUGAAGUUCCUGAAGAUCUCCGUGUAAAUUCUACCGAAUGUCUGCAUGUGCAUUGUCGAGGAUUAGAGACUAGUUUGGCUGAAUGCACUUUUAUUAAGAAACAAACUAAAAAUUACCAGGAUUUAGCUGGUGUGGUAUGUUACACACAGAAUACAGUUUCUUCAGCAAAUGACUCCUUUCAUUGUGUGAAUGGGAAAUAUAUUCCUCAAAAGAAAACCUGUAAUGGUGUCAAUGACUGUGGAGACCAAAGUGAUGAGCUGUGCUGUAAAGGAUGCCGAGGCAAAAGUUUCCUUUGUAAAUCCGGUGUUUGUAUUCCAAAUAAGUAUAAGUGCAAUGGUGAGCUGGACUGCAUUACAGGAGAAGAUGAAAUUGGUUGUAAAGGUGAACAGGAUAUUGACCUGACACAUGUAUCGGGAGAUGAUGACCACAGACCUGGGCAUUCUGAAAUUAAAGAAGAAACAGAACUUUUGACUGCUAAUAUGGAUGCAGAAAGAAAACGGAUAAAGUCACUUCUCCCUAAACUAUCCUGUGGAGUUAAACCCAUCCGGCCCACUCGAAGGAAACGAGUUGUCGGAGGAAAGCCAGCAGAAGUGGGAGACUUCCCGUGGCAGGUGGCAAUUAAGGAUAAUGAGAAAAUCAACUGUGGAGGAAUUUAUAUUGGAGGCUGUUGGAUUCUAACUGCUGCACACUGUGUCAGCGUCAGUAAAGCUCACCAUUACCAAAUAUGGACAUCAUUUCUACAUCUGUUAAGACCUGAGGAAGAGCUAGUUGUUCAGCUAGUAAAUCAAGUUAUUAUCCAUGAAAACUACAAUGGAAGCAGCUAUGAAAAUGACAUAGCUUUGAUUGAAAUGAAAAAACACUCAAACAGAAAAGAAUGUGUGCUGCCUAAUUCUGUCCCUGCCUGUGUCCCCUGGUCUCCAUAUCUAUUCCAACCUAAUGACAGAUGCAUUAUUUCUGGCUGGGGUCGAGAAAAAGAUAACCAAAAAGUCUAUUCACUUCAGUGGGGUGAAGUUAGGCUAAUAGACAACUGCUCCAAGUUUUACCCGGGUCGCUACUUUGAAAAAAAAAUGGAAUGUGCAGGUACAGAUGAUGGUUCCAUCGAUGCCUGUAAAGGGGACUCUGGAGGCCCCUUAGUCUGUCAAGAUAUCAACAAUGUGACUUAUGUUUGGGGUGUUGUGAGUUGGGGUGAAAACUGCGGAAAACCAGAGUUCCCUGGUGUUUACACUAAAGUGGCCAAUUAUUUUGACUGGAUUAGCUAUCAUGUAGGAAGGUCUCUUAUUUCUCAGUACAACGUAUGAAAUUGUGAUCUCUUCUGCUCUUUUCCUCUUGGGAGUUGGAUUUUGAUUGAAAUGAUACGACAUGAUUAGUACUUCUCUAGGGAAAAAAAUAAUAAAGCACAUUUUAUUGGAUAUUUUUAAAGAUCUCUAAAAAAGCCAUAUUAGAACUUUGCUGUAAAUUAUCAAAUAAAUAUUUUAGUCGAGCA